AUGGCUGUGGACAGCAAGACCCCCCCGGCCUCUCUGUCUCCGUCUGUUCAGGGGGCGGUGAGACACCUGGUGCGCGCGUUGCAACAGCACGAAGCGGCUGUGGAGGAGCUCGAGACGCAAAUCGCCCAACACGAGGCUGCCUCGUCUCUCCUGUCUCAUUACCUGUCCGCGUGCUUCCACUCCCCAUCUUGCGACGCCGCAUCAGGCGUCUCCCCGGCCUCUCCACACGCGAGCACGUCGCCAUCCUUGCCCUCCGUCUCUGCUGAAUCUUCCGUCGCUUCGUCGCCCUGUCCGCGCAUUUUCAUUCCCUUGACAACUGAGGCCAUUCUCCCCGGCUACCUCCUGCCUUCGGCCUCGCCUCCGCUUUUGCACUUGGGCGGGGAUUAUCUCUCCACCUUCCGUCUGGGCAGCGCCCCCUGCACGUCGUGUGCGUCGCCGGCGAAGCCCCUUGCUUCCGCCGGUGUUGCAGGCGCUCCGGCUGCAAGAGGCGAAACGGGCAAAACAGGAAAUCGAGAGGAGAGCGCGGAGUGCGGCGCGCUGGGGCUCCUUCACCGGCGGGAAGCGAUGCUGCGGGAGCAGGAGAAAGUGGUGAAAGACAAAGUGAGGAAGCUAAGAAUGCAGCUGCAGAUUGGGGAAGAAGAGCGGCUGCGACGCGGCGCGGGAGCCUCGACGCCCUCGGGUGUACAUACACCUGGAAAGACGGGCACAACAGGGGAGUCCGCCGAUGAAGAAAACCAGAAGGCCAGCGGGCGGAGAGGACAAGCACAUUUUACCAGAGAUGGGUUUGUGGAGAUCGUGGAGGAGUACACGAGCGAUGAAGACGAGGCCGAAGCGGAAAAGCAGAAGCGCGAAGAGCCAAGCGCAGGCGAGAGACAAGACGCCCAGAGACAGGUAGACUUGGAUUCGGGUUCGGAGGCGCGUCCGUCGCCCUCACCCCCAGUAGGCGAGCCAUGCCCGAAUGGCGCGACGGCCCCGUCACGAGGUGGCCGACGAGAGAGCGAGAACAAACACAAAAACGAGGGUACCGCUGUCGCUUGGCCGCCUCCCAACAAUCCUGAGACCCCUCCGCAUGCCGACACCAACAUAUCAGGAGAAAGAUCUACACCCGCCUCGCAGUCCACAAUCCCAGAAAACGUCGCGCGGUCUCCCUCUUCUUCCUCUGCGCCAGCUUCGCCUGGUUUCGGCGGCCAGAGAAGAGAGGGCGAGAAGUGCAGCUCUUGCUCGUGGUCGCCGGCAGUAUCGGAGCGAGUUGUCGAGCGGCAGGCGCGAGAAGAGCGAGGCGCAGAACAGGAUCAGGGCCGCAUGCAAUUUCGAGGCAAGGACGAAGGCAAAACGACUCUCAAGGAAGAAGGAAGCCUGCGAUCGAGCCUGAGAGAAACAGAGCACGUAAACGCAGAGGGCGCCGCACAACCGACCAAGAAGGUCUCGCUCUUCAAAGCCAUGAGACAGAACACACAAAAUUAG
Messenger RNA from Neospora caninum, 1464 nucleotides. RefSeq lists its product as hypothetical. The transcript is spliced from 2 exons. Bases 1 to 1464 code for a protein of 487 amino acids. Lineage: Eukaryota; Apicomplexa; Conoidasida; Eucoccidiorida; Sarcocystidae. The record is from RefSeq and is a predicted model, not a curated record.